Molecule: messenger RNA, 384 nt
Organism: Orycteropus afer afer
Lineage: Eukaryota; Metazoa; Chordata; Mammalia; Tubulidentata; Orycteropodidae
Product: ly6/PLAUR domain-containing protein 2-like
Exons: 3
Coding region: 1-384 (127 amino acids)
Molecular function (GO): acetylcholine receptor inhibitor activity
Source: RefSeq, a predicted model, not a curated record
AUGCAGGGGACACAGCUGGCGUCUCUGGUGCUGGUGCUGGCGGCCUGCGGGGAGCUCGUGAUGGCCCUGCAGUGUUACACUUGUGUCGAGCCCACGACUGUGUCCAGCUGCCUCACCGCGGCCAACUGCACGGCCAACGAGACCAUGUGCAAAACCACACUCUACUCCCUGGAGACCGUGUACCCAUUCCUGGGGGACUCCACGGUGACCAAGUCCUGCAGUAGUAAGUGCCAGCCCUCGGACGUGGAUGGCAUCGGCCUGACCCGGCCCGUGUCCUGCUGUAACACCGACCUGUGCAACGUGGACAGCGCCCCUGCCCGGGGAGGCCCUGGGGUACUAGCUUGUACCCUCCUGUUGGUCCCCCUCUGCAGCCUCGGACUUUAG